This is a messenger RNA of Linum trigynum, 3606 nucleotides long. NCBI's taxonomy places the organism in Eukaryota, Viridiplantae, Streptophyta, Magnoliopsida, Malpighiales, Linaceae. The record is from the annotation of a GenBank genome assembly.
CGCUUACACAGUCAACGUUGUUCAACCGUGGGGCGACGCCGGUUAUCUUAACGCCGUGAAGGUAAAACAGUAACGCGCGAGUCCAAUGCCUGCCAGCCUUUUUCUAUUCUUCCUUUCUUCCUCCUGUCCCCAAAACCCGCCAUUACUCCAUCUCCCUCCUUUUCUCUGUUCCUCUCUUCCCACCAGAAAACCCUAACCAAAUUGCCCAAUCCCUAUAUCUCCGAAACCCUAAAACACCCCGAUUCCCCCUCCCCCAAUUCCUUACCGUCUCCCUCCUCUCUUCAAUCUGAAGCAUCCCACAGAGAUGCCGAGCAACGGCAGUCAAUCCUCGUCGGCGGCAUUCCCGUCGAUUUCCUCGCCGUCCUCCGCAACCGCCGCCGCGGCAGCCGGCAUCCUCCAUUCCUCCUCCUUCAGAGUCCCUUCCUCUUCCUCGUCGAUGUUCUCAACUCCGUUCGUCCUCGCCUUCUCCCUCCUCCUCUCCCUCCCGAUCCUCUUCCUCCUCGCCCCGCGAAUCCUCCCCCCGCGGCUCUCCUCCGUCCCAAUCUCGCCCUCCGACGAGCUCGAAGACCUCUCGCUCUUCCGCCGCGCGUCCGCCACUCCCACCACCACCCGCCUGCCUUCCUCCUUCUCCCACCUCGCCGCUUCCAAGCCCAAGCUCAAGAUCGCCUUCCUCUUCCUGACCAACUCCGAUCUGCAAUUCGCGCCGCUCUGGGAGAAGUUCUUCCGCCCUCCCUCGGCCAAAUCGCUCUACAACAUCUACGUCCACGCCGAUCCGACCGUCAACGUCACCAACCCCGGCGGAGUCUUUGAAGGCAAGUUCAUCGAACGCGCCAAGCGGACCUACCGCGCGUCGCCGACGCUGAUCUCCGCCACGCGCCGGCUGCUCGCCACCGCCAUCCUCGACGACCCCGCCAACGCCUUCUUCGCCGUGAUUUCGCAGCAUUGCAUCCCGCUGCACUCGUUCAAGUUCGUCUACCACUCCCUGCUCAAGUCCAGAUCCUUCGAUUUCUCCUCCGGGGAUCCCGAUGCUUCCACUCAGUACGGGAUUCGGCUCCAGUACAAGAGCUUCAUUGAGGUGAUCUCCGACGAGCCUCGGCUCUGGAAGAGGUAUGUUGCUCGCGGGAGGUACGCGAUGAUGCCGGAGGUUCCCUUUGAGGAUUUUAGGGUUGGAUCUCAGUUCUUCGUGUUGACCCGACGCCACGCGCUGAUGGUGAUCAAGGAUCGUCGGCUGUGGAAGAAAUUCAGGAUGCCGUGUUACAGAGAGGAUGAGUGUUACCCUGAGGAGCAUUACUUUCCGACCUUGUUGUCAAUGCAGGAUCCCAAGGGGUGUACUCAGUACACUCUGACCAAGGUUAAUUGGACGGGGACGGUCAAUGGCCAUCCUUAUACUUACAAGAAGAGCGAAAUCUCCCCGGAGUUGAUUCAGGGUUUGAGGGAAUCGAAAUACUCGAGCUCCUACUUGUUUGCUAGGAAAUUCGCCCCGGAUUGCUUGGCGCCAUUGUUGAAGAUUGCCGACAAAGUCAUUUUCCGGGAUUAAAACAGCUGAAGAAAGAUUUAAGAGUUUGUUGUAUCCACUGGUAAGUUCUUAUUGCAGCCUUCUCAUCAUAUGACUGGUAGAAUUGAAUCUUUGCCAGUUUGUGUCUAAUUGAGGUAGCAGUGUGAGUUCAUAUGAUCUAGAUCUAUAUCUUCCCAAAAGCUUAAGAGUCAUCGAUUUUGGGGAUACUGGGAGGGUGUACUUUGGAAAGGAAAGCUCUUCCUUUGGGACCAUAAGCUAGUCUCUCCAUUGAAUGCUCGAUUAUUCUGGUAGACUCCUCAUUAGUGGGUUGUGGCCUUGUGGGGUAGGGUUUUCCCAGGAAACAAAGACUUCGCCUUUGCCUCCAACUUAGUCGUAUAGGUCAUUAUCCAAGCUUUUAUGAGGCGGCAUCUUUUUUAUUGGAAGUGAGAAAAUUAGCUUUCAAGUUCGAAGCUGUAAGCCUGUAAGGGCUGGGUCAAUGCUGCUCCCUGUGAGCUGGUGACAGGAUGGGGAAGAGAAACCUUCAGCUUUGGGGGGCUAUUGUCACCUGAAUUGUUAAAUGGCUAUUACCAUAACCAAUUUUUUUGCUCGUGUAGGAUAAUAUUAUCUUAGGCAGAUUUACUUGCAACCAGAGCUUAUGCUUGUCAUGUUGUCUUGCUCUUCACCCAUAAGAUGUUCAUUUGUGCUCGUUAUUCCUUCUGUUCUCCAGAUGAAGACUGGAGAGUGUAUCUUUGCAAAGGCAAAGGAGUGGACAAGGAUAGCAAAGGGUCCAUCUCAAGAGAUAGUAAAGGAAGGUACAUAUCGGAAAAGCAUAAAGAGAAUUGGUUUUUGUUUGUUGUUUGUGGGGGGAGGAGAUGGUUGUGUAUCCUUACGUUGGGUGGUUAAUGGGAUUUUGAAGAGGCGUCAAGCAAGUGUGAAGUGCCCACAAAACUCAUUGACCUCCCACUUAGUUCGAAGUUUCGAACUUUUUGAGAUUUGGUGGUAGAGAAAGCAAACCAAGGGCUGGGUUUGUAGGAAGGGAAGAACGUAUUUGAGUAGAGGGGAAAACACAGUAGUCCUUAGUGGAUGCUGUUGCCUUGUUAGUUAGGGUAGAAAGGUUGGGUUUGAAGGUGGCAAGAAUGUAAUGUCAACAAUGGUGGCUGGUGGGAGGGCUAGAAGAAAGAGGGGGAGUUUUUGAAGUCAUUCUGGUUUUUGUUGUAAUCUUCUGUACAUAUGUAAUCUGAAUCUUGUCUGUCUGUCUGUCUCCAUUCAAAAUGAAGACAAUUUGUUGGAUGUAUUGGGUCUCAAGUUUGUGGGAAAGCAAUCAACUGUAAAGCCAAUUGUAGUAAUUGAAAAGCCUGUUGUAAUAGUAACACUACACUAGUGGCAUCUUUAUCAUCCUUGUUCUGUCUUCCUUUUUGUUUGUUGGAGGAUGCUAUUUCUGAGAAAGGACUCUGAUUUUUGGCCACUGCGAAGCAGCUGACUGUGUUUGAGCUCAGAAAGAUAAGAGAUUGAAAGAGAAAGAGGGAAUAAAUGUGAGGCAGCAGCUGUAUGUAUUUGCUCUGCGUCGAUCCUGUGGCUGUGAAUGAUCCAACAAAGUCAAGCAUGAUUGGAGCGCAGGCUAUUGUGUUAAGAACACAAUAUUUUGUGAUUAUCUUUUGUGGGAUGUGUCGUAGUCAUUAGUCAAUGACUUUUGAUAAUAUUGAAUGCUUAAUUAAUGAGUAGUAGGUUUAGAUCUUAACCCCCAAGGCCUAAACCACUAAUAAUGCUUAUACAAGCAAACAAUGAAGCCAAGCCAACUACCUCAUAUUGGAUUGGAUUGGGACGUGUUCCUGCUAGAUGCAUCGUUUUGAUGCUAGUUUUGGGAUGUGAAAUGUGUGGUUGAGUUCUUUCUUCUAAGUGCUAUUGUUAAUGUGUUUAUAUAUAUAGGUCGUGUCGAAUGUUCUGAGCAAGGUUGUUAAACCUCUAUCAAACUCUCGGUUGGACUCAAUCCGACCUAAUAUGGGCUUCAAAACGAUCUCUAGAAAGCCUUCCGGUCCGACCUCUAAAGAGGAAGAAGAAGAGAGGGGGAAGAGAGGAAGAUGGUGGGUGGGUUAUAAAGGUUAUGUAGAUUU